AAGACAAGAAAAAACAUGCACGCUUUAGUGAAUGUAUUUCUUCGCUGUCUAUCUUUCCUCUUUCCUCCCCCCUGGCUUCAGCUUGGGUUUUGCUGUUGGGUUGGGGAUGAGUGCGGAGAGAUGCCAUGGCCCAAUCCCGGAGCUCGUUUCAAAAGCAGAAAGCCUCUUACAUAUCAGGAAGUAACAACACAAGACGGCUCCAUCCCCUCGGUCUCCCCAGCUCCUGAUUGCGUCUCGCUAGCUGCUGCAAGCCCCACGACACCUCGGGGUUCUCCGUGGGGUAGAAUUUGGGAGCUUUGGCAAGCUGUGGAGCGCAUCAUCGGGGCUCCCUUGACCAUCCACCAUCGCUGGUGCCAAAAACGUCGAGGUUUAUGUACGGCAUAUUCUGUCGCUUUUAAUUCAAGCACCAAGAAUCAAACAUUCCAGGAAAGCUCUACAGUAGCUGAGGAAGCGAACGGUUCGGACGGAAACGCGUUCUCUACGGGUAAAAUGAGUGCGACCAUGGAGUUUCCGAACCCAAUUCAAUCUAUAUCAGAUUCGUCGGGCGGACAAGAGAUGGAUGAGGUGAUUACGGUGGAUCAACACCUGCAGGAAAUGGGGACUCAAGUCACAAUCACAGUGGCUAUUCAAGCAGCUGAGGACGAAGAACCAGAGGAGGAGGUGUCCUCCAACCAUUUAGAUUUCCUUGGUGGCAGCUGUAGUGAAGACGAAAUUGGAAGACACGAUAAAUCCAGUGGUGCUGGCACAAGUGGCGGGGAGCUAGAAGAGGAGAGCUGGCAGCCUCCAGACCCAGAGCUUACCCAGAAACUGGUGGCACAGAUUGAGUACUACUUGUCUGACGAAAACCUGGAGCAUGACGCCUUCCUGCUCAAGCAUGUCCGACGUAACAAGCUAGGUUUUGUCAGCGUCAAGUUGCUCACCUCUUUCAAGAAGGUCAAGCACUUGACAAGAGACUGGAGAACAACUGCUUAUGCACUGAGGCACUCCACCCUGCUCGAGCUGAACGAUGAGGGUCGUAAAGUGCGGCGCAGAUUGUCUGUCCCUGUAUUUGCCAGUGAGUCUUUGCCGAGUCGCAUGCUGCUGCUCAGCGAGCUACAGAGUUGGCCAGAGCUGGCUGUGCUGGAAGGUGGGGCCGGAGACUGCAGCGAGGGAGGAGCCACCCAACAGGAACAACUGAUGAAGCUGUUGCUGAAGGCGUUUGGAGUGUACGGUGCCAUUGCCUCCGUGAGGGUUCUGAAGCCUGGCAAAGAUCUGCCGGCUGACCUGAAGAAGCUGAGCGGGCGCUACAUGCAGCUGGGCACGGAGGAGUGUGCCAUUGUGGAGUUUGAGGAAGUGGAGGCAGCAGUGAAAGCCAAUGAAGUGGUAGGCAGUGAGGAGGGGGUGGGCUCUCUCGGUCUGAAGGUGGUUUUGAUUGGCACUAAGCCGCCUAAGAAGAAGGUGCCCAAAGACCGGCAGCGCGAGGAGGGCGGAAUGCGUAAGAGCCGCUCGCUCAACAGCCGAGUACGAGAGCUGCAGUACCACGGAGAUGACUCUGCCUGUAGCUCGUCAGAAACUGAGAGCAACCCCACGUCCCCAAGACUGGCACGCAAGUCUCGCUCCUACAACAAGCUGAGCCCCACUAGCGGCAUCAUCGGCCCCUUCCAAAACAAUCACCUGAGCCCGGCCGUGUCCCCGCGAACCAGUCCCUGGUCCAGUCCUCGUGCCAGCCCCUGUUCUCAACGCAAAUCCCACAAAUCUCCUCUGGCCAGUGAAGGCAGACUGAGCCCCGAGCCUGGGCGGCGUUGGGCAGACUACUCCUCAGACAGCAGCCUGACUCCCUCGGGUAGUCCCUGGGUACAGAGGCGUAGGCAGGUGGCCUCCCAGGAGAGCAGCCCUGUGGGGAGCCCCAUGUUGGGCCGCAAGAUCCAGAAUGCAGAUGGGCUGCCGCCAGGCGUCAUGAGGUUACCGCGGGGGCCAGACGGAACGCGUGGCUUCCACUGUGUCACGACUGGUGAAAGAGGCAAGACUGCAGCUACCCAAACUGGAUGAAGAGGGGUCCCUCACCCCCCGUACGCCACCCUGCAUUCUCACAGCAGUAUGGAGAUGAGAUUUGACCCAGUAUUUGGCCACCACAUGCUUCACGCACCAACAUAUGAAUGACUGACUUUCUUCUUUAGUUUUUUUUGUAAUUGAUGCUUUGUAAUUUUCUAGAUUUGUUAGGUUUCAUGGACAUCUAGUUUGACCAUUUGAAGGUUCAUUUUGAGUUAAUAUGUGAAUUAAUAUUUCUUUAAAGGGAAAUAUGCCAGGUAUUGUACUCAUCUCCAUCUGCUAUCUAGAGACAUUUUACAUUGGAUGGGUGGAUGUGGACUUGAGUAUCAUUUAAUUUGAUUGGAAAGUGUCUUCUGUCUUGGAAGUGUGUGUGUGUAAAAUCAUCACAUUUUGUCUCUGAAUGGUGUAAAUGUAUAAAUGGUGUGAUCAGUGAAAUGGGCACAUGGAGUUGAUAUUAAGAUAUCCCCAUAUGCCUUAUGCUAUAUUGUCUGUUGUAAUUAUGUUACAUGCUCUUGAAACUGUGGCCAUAAUCUCCCCUGCCAUAAGGUUGAAACAAUCAUACAUGGAAAAGGAUUUAAUUUUUGAAUUUUUGCCUUUGUUUUAAAUUAUUCAUUCCUUCUCAAUGCCUUGGCAGUACAUUAACCUAAGCUUCCAAAGUGAAUGGGGAUUCUCUCCCAACUCCUGCAAAAGAUGAUCUCCAAUUUGGUGGGUCACUCUUCCUUGGCUGGUAUCUGUUCCUAUCAGUGUAGUGCGCUGGUAGCUGGGUCUGAGGGGUGCACUGAUCAGGUAGGAGUGUGUUGAUGCUUGACACCUCCUGGCUUCUUUACAUUUGAGCUGGACCAUGUACAGUGCAUUUCUUAUUGUACAAAUAAAUCACUAAAAUUGC
Messenger RNA from Hypomesus transpacificus, 2914 nucleotides. RefSeq names its product La ribonucleoprotein 6, translational regulator a (gene larp6a). Gene Ontology annotation, molecular function: mRNA binding. The transcript has 3 exons. The coding region runs from base 16 to 2028 and encodes 670 amino acids. Gene Ontology annotation, cellular component: nucleus. Gene Ontology annotation, biological process: RNA processing. NCBI's taxonomy places the organism in Eukaryota, Metazoa, Chordata, Actinopteri, Osmeriformes, Osmeridae. The record is from RefSeq and is a predicted model, not a curated record.